Molecule: messenger RNA, 1020 nt
Organism: Xyrauchen texanus (razorback sucker)
Lineage: Eukaryota; Metazoa; Chordata; Actinopteri; Cypriniformes; Catostomidae
Product: dnaJ homolog subfamily C member 3-like
Exons: 6
Coding region: 107-838 (243 amino acids)
Biological process (GO): protein folding in endoplasmic reticulum
Cellular component (GO): endoplasmic reticulum
Molecular function (GO): protein-folding chaperone binding; misfolded protein binding
Source: RefSeq, a predicted model, not a curated record
CAAUAGCACGAUGUCUGCUGGCCUGACAGCUAUGCGAAUGCACAGCGUGUCUUUCAGAAGUUUAUACAAUAUAUAAAAGAUUUGACUGAGUAAAGGAAAAGGAAACAUGGUUGCUAUAAUCCCAGCGGGGCAAAAAUUACUAAACUACGUUCCUUAUUUACUGGUUCUGAUUGAUCUUCGUUACGAAGGAGUUAAUGCUGGGAAGGAUAGUGGUGUUGAAAAUCAUCUGGAGAUAGGGAAGAAGCUUCUGGCCGCUGGACAACUGGCUGAUGCUCUGUCCCACUUCCAUGCUGCUGUUGAUGGAGACCCCCAAAAUUACAUGGCUUACUAUAGAAGAGCAACUGUGUUCCUAGCCAUGGGAAAAUCUAAAUCUGCACUACCAGACCUUAGCAAAGUCAUUGAACUUAAACCAGACUUCACAUCGGCGAGGCUUCAGAGAGGCAGCCUACUGCUAAAACACGGCAAACUCGAUGAAGCAGAAAGUGAUUUCAAAAAAGUGCUCAAAUCAAACCCAAGCAGCAGGGAAGAGCAGGAGGCGAAGAGCCAGCUGAAGAAAUCUGAUGAAAUUCAGAGAUUGGUGGCUCAGGCUCAGAACGAUUUCAACCGCAAAGAAUACAGCUCAGCCGCAUCACACCUUGACAUCAUAAUCGAAACAUGUGUGUGGGAUGUGGACUCCAGAGAGAUGCGGGCUGAGUGUUUCAUUCAGUUGGGUGAUAUGGGCAAAGCCAUCAGUGACCUCAAAGCUGCUUCAAAAUUAAAAAGCGACAACACUCAGGCUUUCUACAAGCUAAGCACCACCUAUUACAACCUGGGAGACCAUGAGAUGUCCCUCAAGUAAGAUUUUACAUAUGGUUAUUAAUGCAUUUAAGUCUGAAUGGAAUCUUGAAGUGCUACAAAAGAAUACUAAUGCUAUGUUUGUAAUGCUGUAGUGUACUGUUUAUUACAUACUGUGUGGUCUAUACAAUAUAUUGCCUACUACGUUUAAAAUGUUUUAUGUGAAACAGUACUCCAAGUUAAAUG